Molecule: messenger RNA, 1197 nt
Organism: Andrographis paniculata
Lineage: Eukaryota; Viridiplantae; Streptophyta; Magnoliopsida; Lamiales; Acanthaceae
Product: GDSL esterase/lipase At1g29670-like
Exons: 4
Coding region: 34-1095 (353 amino acids)
Molecular function (GO): hydrolase activity, acting on ester bonds
Source: RefSeq, a predicted model, not a curated record
CUUGCACUCUUGGGUUUCUUUCUCAUCUCUGCCAUGUUUGCUGCUGCUUCGAAUGGCCUCUUGCCAGUGGACAAGUCCAAGAUCAGGGGGAUGUUUGUGUUUGGGAGUUCUGUAGUCGACAAUGGCAACAAUAACUUCAUCCCCAACCCCCUGGGCAGGGCGGAUUAUCCACCUUAUGGAGUUGAUUUUCCUCUUGGCUCGACGGGAAGAUUCACCAAUGGGGAGAAUAUGGCUGACAUACUCGGCAAAAAGCUCAACAUUUCAAACUAUAUUCCACCCUUCAAUGAUCCCUCAACAGCUGGUACCAGAAUAGUUCAUGGCGUUAACUAUGGCUCUGGUGGCUCUGGCGUCCUCGAUGAAACUGGAGCCAACCUUUCUUUUAUCCAGGGAAAUGUAGUCAGUUUGAAUCGGCAAAUCAGUAAUUUUGAGGCGAUGACUCUACCAAAAUUGGAGAUGCAGUUGGGACAAAACAGGAGCAGGUUGUUGCCUCAGUACCUGUUUUUUGUGGCCUGUGGAGGAAAUGACUACUCACUAAACUAUUUCCUGAAUUCGACAAGAAGUAAUGUCACUCUUGAAGCUUUUACUGCCAAUUUGAUCUCUACAUACACUCUCGGGCUGAAGAGGCUGUAUAGUUUGGGAGCUCGCAAGUUCGUGCUUGCAUCAAUCGUUCCGAAUGGUUGCGCUCCAGUGGCCGUGGCGUUGGCUCCUGGUAAAGGCUGUGUAGAAAGUAUAAAUAACGCAGUUCAAAUGUUUAACAUCCGGAUAAGGAACUUGACAGAUUCUCUCAAACCUCAAAUGCCUGGAUCUCACCUUGUUUUUGUCAAUGCCUACAAAAUUGUUAGAGAUAUUAUAGGAAAUCCAAGCUUUAAAGGUUUUCUUAAUGUCAAUACUUCUUGCUGUAAAGUUUCUGCAAGUGCAAGUAGGAUUGGGUGUGCAAGAGGAGGGUCAGUUUGUACCAACAGAAGGGAGUUUGUGUAUUUCGAUCACACUCAUGUGACAGAAGCUGUAAAUCAUGAGAUUGCAACCAAGGCCGUCUCAUCCAACCUCAGAGAUGAGGUUUAUCCUUAUAAUGUCCAGAAGCUCUCGCAAAUUUAGAUGUCAUGCUCUAUAUGUUCACUCUGUUCACAAGGCUGCUUUGGUCAACAAAUGAAAACACACAUUUGUUAGGAAUAAUGGUAGCUAAUAACAAAUCACAUU